Molecule: messenger RNA, 3474 nt
Organism: Rotaria sordida
Lineage: Eukaryota; Metazoa; Rotifera; Eurotatoria; Philodinida; Philodinidae
Source: the annotation of a GenBank genome assembly
AUGUUUCAAUAUGAUUGUUAUCGUUCAAAAAUGCUACACAAACGUAACAAUAGUUCAGAUAAUGAUGAUAGUGAUUUCAAUAAUCGAGAUCCAGGUCGAGAAGUUAUUGAAAAAAAUACUCGAAAUCGUCUACAACGUAUUGCUAAUCAAACAAAAGAAGAAUUAAAUAUAGUACUUAAACGUGUUGAUGAUACAUUAAAUAAUUAUGAAUCUUCAGUUCAAUCAUCUUUAAUUCAACAUGGAAUGACACAUGAUGACAUGUCAAAUGUUGAACAUGUUGCUGAUAUAAAAGAAUUAGAAAAUUUAUUAAAUGAUACUUUAGCUAAAAAACGAUAUCAACAACGUGUAAUGAUUUUCAUUGUUGGACAAACCGAACAAUUAAAUGAAAAAACAAAACUACUCGAACAAAUUGGCCAAUUUUUUAAUGAACAAAAACAAAGUUUUAGUUCAAAAGAAUUUAAUAUAUCUGAUGAAAUCAAUGAAACACAAAAUGAAUUUGAUCAAACACUUAAAUCAUUUGAUGUUAAAGAUUGUUAUGUUCAUGUUAAAGAAUUAGGUACACGAUUAAAUGAACUUAAUGAAGAAAUUAUUGAACAUUUAAUUCAAAAUGCUGCAGCAAAACAACAAGCAAAAGGAAAAAAGAAAUCAGCUCAAACGCCAAAAGAAACUAAAGAACAAUUAACUAAUCUUCAAACAAAAUUAGAUAUAGCAAAUACAGAAAUUAUAAAUCGAGAUGAUAAAAUUCAAUUAUUAGAAAAUGAAAUACAAACAAAUCAAAAUAAUCAAAAAAUAUUACAUGAUCAAUUAAAUCAAUAUGAAAUAAAAAUUAAAUCUUAUAUAGAUGAUAUUAAUGAAUUAGAAAAUAAUAUUCAACAAUAUCAAAAUCAAAUAGAUAAUUCAACAAAUAUUAAAUCAGUUACUCAUCAUGUUGAUGCAAAUGAUGAAAUACAAACAUCUGACCAUUCAAAUGAAAUCAUUGAUCAUAAUGAACAGAUACUUUCUAAUAAUAUUGAAAAUCUAUCAGAUCUCAAUGUAUUAUUUAAUGUAAACGAUGGGAUUGAUUUAAAUAAUGUAACAAAUGAAAAUUUACCAACAGCAUUUGCCAAUCUACAACAAUUCGCUACUAUUCGUAUAAAAGAAUUAUUGAAAGUACUUGAAAUAAAAGAAUCGAUAAAUAACGAGAGACUACAAAAUUUACAACAAGAAUUUGACGAAUAUAAAAUAAAUUGUGAAAAAGAACAUAAUACAUUGAUAAAAAAAGCGGAUAAUGCUUAUCAAUUACAAAUAGAAGGACAAAAAACAUCAGAAGAAACAUUGAAUCAAUCACAAUUAUUCAUCAAUGAACAAGGAAAAUCGAAAAAUAAUUCAGUUAAUCAAGAGACACAAACAGAACCACGAGAUACUUUUGAAAACAUCAUUUCAUUACCGGAACAUACUAAUCCUAUAGAAGAACUAUCAAAUGAUCGCUUAUCAUCUCAUUCAACGGAUGUUAAUGAAGAGACUGAGUCCAUUGAAAAUCUUCCACAAACAUCAUUAAUCGAAGAAAAACAAACUGAAAUGGAUCAAAUUGAACAACAAGUUGAUAUUCCUACAACAUCCAGAGAAGAAAAAAUACCAUUACAAUCAUUAGAAAAUCGUAUUGAUAACAAUGACAAUGAAGAAAAUCAGUCAGUGAUCAAACAAGAUCAACAACAAUCAUCAUCAAUCGACGAUUCACGACGUUCGUCAACACAUAUAGAAAAAAUGACUACACAAAUGAUUCCAACAGAUCAAUUUAAACUUCCUUUCUUUCAUUUAUAUGAUAUAAUAUAUAAAUUUCGUCAUGCAAUAAUAAACUUACUUGACCAAAAUAAAUUUACAUCACUUGCUGAUCGUCUUAAAAUGAUUCAGCAAUUAUCAUCUGAUAAUGAUGAUAAUAAUAAUAAUAAUAAUAAUAAUAUAACAAAUGAUUUCAUUAAAAAUUCUGAAUGCGUAUUAAAAGAUACAGUUAAAAUUUUACAAACAUGUAUAACAACAUUAUUAUCUACAAUUAAAGAAUAUCAAAUAAAAGAAAAAGAAAUUAAACAUGAAUUGGAACCAAUUAAAGAAGCUUCUUUAGUUGAUAAUCAACAAACAUCAACUUUUCAAGAAAAAGAUUUGACUAUUAUUGACUUAACAACUAAAUAUGAACAUAUAACAAAAGUUUUCAAUCAAACAAAUAAAACAUAUGAAGAAAAAUUAAAUCAAAAUCAAACUCUAAUUUAUGAUCAACAAAAAUUAAUUAAAAAUCUUCGACAAGAAUUAAUUCAUCUUCAAAAACGUCUAGAAAAAAUUGAAACAGAAGGAAUUAUUGAACCAAGUAUUAUGUUUACUCGUCUUGAUGCUGAACGAAAUGAACAAACACUUCAACAAGCAGUUUAUAAAGGAAAAGUACAUGAAACAACAUGUAAUGAAUUAAACGAAGCAAUGACAGAUUAUAUUAAUUUACCAUCUCAACAAUUAAGUAAUCUUGUUAACCGAUACAUUCAAUAUCGAAGAGCAGCUGAAAUUGAACAUCGUAUUGAAAAUCAUCUUUAUGAUAAUGAAACAAAAAAUGUCUUAGAAAAAAUGGAGUUAUUAUAUGAACGACGUUCAAAUCAAAUAAGUAAAUAUAUAUCAGAUAUUCGUCAACAACGUGCUAAUUUAGCAAGAACAUUAACAGAAAAAUUUGAUUAUUUGGAAGAUGAAUCUAGUAUAUUUUUAAUACGUCCAGUUUAUUCAUAUCGAGGACGAAUUGCUGCUCAAUCUUAUAUGAAAUACGAAAAACUCCGACGAGAAGUAUUAUUAAAGGAAAACGUAAUAAAGAAACAACAUCAUCCUAGUCGACAAUCAUUAAAAUCACAAUCUGCAAAUAGUCAAAAGAUUAGAAAGCAACAAAUACCGACACAAAUAUCAUCAAUUAGUUCAUCAGAUGAUGAAGAGCCACAUUUUUAUUUCGAAAAAAGUUUUGUUCUACCACAAACAGCACCAAUUGAUCAACACAAUGAUUCAACUGAUAGUACUAUUGAUACUGAACAAAAGCCUAUUAAAUUAAAUGAAUUAUCUCGUUUACAAGAAUUUGAUAUACAACGAGCAUUAAUGCCAAUGUCUCAUGUUAGUACACCUCUUUUAUCUGCUUUUACUAAUAGUGGAAUUGAUCCAUGUGUACCAUCAUUGAAUCUACGUUCUUAUGUUGCUGUAUCAAGACCUGGUGUAGGUAAUGCUCGUAUGAGAAAACCAAGUGAAGCUGUCACUCGUAUUUCACGAGAAGAUCGUUAUACUAUAUCAGCAAAAAGUCAUGAAACAAAUCCUCGUACACCAUUCAAUUCCAGUGCUGGUGAUUUAAAACGAAUAAGUCCACCUUUACCACCGAUUAGACGAUCAUUAAUUUCAAAUAUCUCAUCUACUACUAAUGAAAAACAACAUGGUGGAUUUAUUCCAUCUCUUAGUACAAGUGAAGUGUCUACUACUAAUUAA